AUGCGGCGAUUAUCUUUAACCAACGUCUGCUUCAUCCUCCUCAUCGUCGCCGCCUCCACUCUCGGAAGCCCCGUCGGAGGGGGCACAGGCGGAGGAGCAGCAGGCUCCCCAGGCAAUGGCCCUCUCGGCAGCCCUCCCGGCGGACCACAAGGACCCGUUCCUGUUGGCUCCGGGGGAGAUUCCAACGACGGAAAGCAAAAGCCAGCCAACCCUCACCAGAACACAUAUCGGGCCGUGAAUACCUCCUUGGCCAUCCUGAGUGCGAUCCUGAUGACGAUGACAUAUGCGGUGCUGAUUGGGCCGGGGACGAGGCUGUCGAGUACCAGCAAGAUCCCGCUGGGAGCGGUGAGGGCGAAUAUCAGCCAUCUGCUCUCGAGGGCGUGGCCGGGUGCAAGCACGACGUCCGAGACGGGCGGCGCGAAGCCGGAGGCGUCGGUGGAUGAGGAUUCGAUUCGGUUAUUCUACGUGGGCAAGCUGGAUGGAGAUGGUGGGGAGGGACGGACGGCGAGGGGCGUGGAAGACUGCGAGGCGCUGCCCAGGACGAGGGUUGCUCCGCCGCCGAUGUGGUUAACGGCAGGCUCGUCGCUGACGAAAAGCAUCGUCCAAGUAGCGAUAUGGGAAUGGGUGUGCUUGUGGAUGGUGCUGGCCAUGGUGGUGUCUACGCUGAUGUACAACGGGUUCCUGACGAAGCAAAAAGUGCCUGAUGCGUAUCCCCGUCUGGUGGUUGCGCUGAUCUAUGUCACGGCGUUUUGCAUCCACGCUUGGUACGUGUGGAAGACGUGCCGGAGUUUCUUCACGCUCUUGGGCGCGGGUGCUACUUGGAGCUUGCUGAACAAGGCGUCUUUUGCGUCCGUGGACCUGAGCCAACUCAAGGCGGGCCUUUUGGGAAACGCAUCGCCGGUGUUUAGAAAGAUCGGGAAGCCAGACACGAGCCCUACAUUUCCUCCCUAUGAGAAUUGCCGUCUGAAAGGAAGCGAAGCCGUGGAAAAGGCUGACUCUACGGACGAUGGCUCAACGCUGGCAAACGAAGAUGAAGGCGCUGUUAACACUGUGACACGCUGGCAGAAGCAAGAAAUCUCAUCUACUGUGCAGGCAGCCAGCGUGGCGCUAGAGCGAGUGAUCACAAACGUUGUAUCAAUUGUCGGCAUUACCAUCACGACGGGCUUUGCGACAUGGACCUCGAUCUCCAACUCCGGAGACAGCACCAGCCAGCUCGGCUCUCUGGCUCUGCUUGCUUCUCUUACAAUUGGCUCCGGAGCCAUGUUUAGCAGCGCAAUUGAGCUCAGCGUGAUGGACACCUCGUUUCGAAAUGUCCUGUUCUACAAAGAGGUCCUUAUCAACAGACAGGCUACGGCACAUGUGCAAAAACGGGCUAAAAAGAAGAACGUUGUUGGAUUCACACAUAACACGGUGGAGAUGAAGACGGUUGGGAUUAGGGAAUUGGCUAGUUUCACGAAGCUCUGGGCCUUGAUAGUUUUUGGCCCUGCGUAUGCGCUGUUGCCCAGCGAAAAGGACCAUUUCAGACAGUCCACUGGCGCGGAUUUCGAGAUCCGCACCAGCGUGAGGGAGCACCCAAUCCUCCUGACGACAGCGGCUACAACGGAGCGUCAGGCACACUCUGAUGACGGUAAUUUCGAAAAUAUCAAUGUGUGCUUCCUUGCCAAUGGGGAACGAUUGUCUCCAACGAGUUCGAUCUCGUGCGAAAGCAAGCAACCCCAUGUCGAUGAGAAGACGGCGUAG
Molecule: messenger RNA, 1740 nt
Organism: Uncinocarpus reesii 1704
Lineage: Eukaryota; Fungi; Ascomycota; Eurotiomycetes; Onygenales; Onygenaceae
Exons: 1
Coding region: 1-1740 (579 amino acids)
Source: RefSeq, a predicted model, not a curated record